Pyrus x bretschneideri (Chinese white pear) is the source of this 585-nucleotide messenger RNA. Its product is annotated as nucleolin-like. The transcript has 2 exons. NCBI's taxonomy places the organism in Eukaryota, Viridiplantae, Streptophyta, Magnoliopsida, Rosales, Rosaceae. The coding region runs from base 1 to 585 and encodes 194 amino acids. The record is from RefSeq and is a predicted model, not a curated record.
AUGGACAAUAGGUAUGGCCUAUUAAGGCAGUGCAGUGGAGUUUGGAGGGCCUUGAGAGAUGGAGACUUUGAGGAAGAAGAUGUUUGGGAGGUUCUAAAAGAGAGGAACAAUGCAAGGCACCUCCCAACUGCUGCAAGAAUGAUUCCAAAACCCAGCAGCCACAAUUACGCCAGUGGCAGCAGCUGCAGCAGCAGCAAUACUACCAAUCAUGAAGCCAAAAUUGUGCAGCAAUCAGCACCUGUCAACAUUCCUGAUUGGUCCAAGUUGUACGGUCAGAAACCAAACAAGGCCUCCAAGAAUGUUUCUUGGCGAAAAUAUGAGGGCGGUGACGAUGAUGAUGAAGGCAGGGAUGAUGGCGGCAGAGAUAGCAGUGAUGAUUAUGAGGUGGAGGAGGAGGAGGAGGAGGAGGAGGAGGAGUAUGAUCCAAAGGAACCCCCUCAUGAGUUUAUUGCUAGGAGGCUUGCAAGGAGUCAGAUUUCUUCUUUUUCUGUUUGUGAAGGUGCAGGGAGGACCCUCAAAGGGAGGGAUCUCAGCAAAGUGAGGAAUGCUGUUUUAUCAAAAACUGGAUUUCUUGAGUCACUAUGA